AAUCUAUCCAUUCAUUCGUUCUUUUGUAUCGUUGUCUUCUUCAUUUUCAACAUUUGAUGGCGGUUUCAAUUUUGAGUUUGAAAUUUUUAAGGGCAUCAUCAAUCAUUUUUGAUUCAUCUUCGUCAUUCCCCAAAGGAAUCUGUGGUUCAAUUUAUCUUGGCGCAAAACACUACAAAUGGGUUUCUGAUAAAUCGCGGCUGGAGCCUGAGUACGAUAAAGAAGCUCGAAGCAAUGACAACCCUUCGUACUUCCCAAACCGAAACCAAAUGUUUGGCAAUGAGGCCGAAGACGAAGGUUAUCGGACGGGUGAUGAUCUCAUUAAACAGGUUAGAAAUGCUGGGCCCUAUUUGGAAAAUUGGAAUGAGAAUCACAAUGCAAGUCAUGUAACCGACAUCAGUAGCGGAGAAAUAAUAGACAUGGAAAAAGUAACAAUGGCGUGUAGGUGUCCAAAAUGCAAACAUGCAUUUCGUGUGCAUGCAAACUUGACAGGUAAAAACUGAUGGUUUCGGCGAGUCAGUUGUUGGGUUACCUAAAGUUUAGUUAUGUUGUAAUAAAUUUGAUAAUUUCAUUCAUGUUUAAAAUCCAGAAUGUUAUAAUAAAAAUUUCAUUUAAUUGAAUAAAUUAAUUGUGUCUUUUCGUAAUAUUCUGUGGUACAUGUAUUCAGUGUAUUAGAUACAUUGUACAAGUGAAUAAAUUAAGAUAUAUCUUUUGAUGGA
This is a messenger RNA of Olea europaea var. sylvestris, 716 nucleotides long. RefSeq lists its product as uncharacterized. NCBI's taxonomy places the organism in Eukaryota, Viridiplantae, Streptophyta, Magnoliopsida, Lamiales, Oleaceae. The coding region runs from base 57 to 500 and encodes 147 amino acids. The record is from RefSeq and is a predicted model, not a curated record. The transcript has 2 exons.